This is a messenger RNA of Lodderomyces beijingensis, 1824 nucleotides long. The record is from the annotation of a GenBank genome assembly. NCBI's taxonomy places the organism in Eukaryota, Fungi, Ascomycota, Pichiomycetes, Serinales, Debaryomycetaceae.
AUGUCAGGGCUUUAUGAUGCAUACCAUUUGAGACCGGAUGAGCUGCCGCCUUCAAGUACGGAUUCUAGCCAGGACUCUAUGGUCUCCUUGCGAUCAUCACAAUCAUCGCAAUCGCCCGCAACGAGCGAUGCCUUCAAAAAGAUAUGCUUAGCGUGUCGAACUGGAGACUACGAGACCGUCGAUUCACUUUUAAGUACACCGAAUUUGGACCUAAAUCAACUAGAUGAGUUUGACUACUCGCCAUUGAUCCUCAGUUCCUUGUGCGGUCACAUCUCGAUCGUGGAGCUCUUGCUCAAGAGAGGCGCUGUUUGCGAUAGAGACACUUUCCAAGGAGCCAGAUGUGUAUAUGGUGCGCUAACUGACGAGAUUCGAGACUUGCUAGUCAGUUUCGACAUCUCCAAAGCCGUGGACAUGAACCAACCAUUUGCGGGGCACAUUGCGUCCUUGCUUGCAUCGAGAUCCAACAAAGAUAUCGUCUUUAAAUUCAAUAGAGGUCCAGGUAAGGCGCCCGAUGCAGUAGCGUUGCACAGAUUCAUCUUGUCCGCAAGAUCGCCAUACUUCAAAGAGAAACUUGGCAACGACUGGCAGUACUUGACCGUGGUGACGAUGCCCCAGUCUGUGGAUUUUGAAGCUUUCAAGGUGGUGAUUGACUACAUAUAUUUGCGAACCGACUCCAUGAGGAUCACCGAUGAAGCAUUAACUCCAGCAAUACGUGACUUGGCAGUCAAGUAUCAACUUCCCGAUCUAAUUGACGGCGUCGAAAGGAUUAGUCGCGCCGGUGCUAGCGAAAAAGAGCGGUCCAAAGUGAAGCACGACUUGGCCUUCACUGUUGUUGAAAAAGCCAGGAAAGAUAUGGAUACCUUUUUAAGACAAGGCAUUCUUGCGGAAAAGUUGACAUCGCCGAUGAACUUGAGCGAAGAAGUGGACCUUGAAGAUAUCAAUUGUCAAGAGUUUAUCGAGGACCAACAGCGAAGCAGCUUUCUCGAGUUGUCCGCGGUGCCGGAUGUUAUAUUGGCGUACAUCGACUCCUACUCGGAAAGUGUAAUUUACUUUCCUGUGAAUAAAUCGAUCUUGGCGAGGUCGGAGUACUUUGACACCAUGUUCAAAUCGGAGUUUUUCCUUUUAUCGGAGGAGGAUAUCCCCUUGUACAAAGAAGACGGGGUUGUGAUAAUCAACAGACCCGCGUUUGAGUCUUCCAACCUACCAAUUAUACAGUUAUCCAACAGCACGGCCACAGGUAAAGUUGCCACUAUGGUGCUAUCAUAUUUAUACCACGACGAUGUGCAAGAGAUUCCAUUGGAAAAUACGGUGGAGCUUCUCUACGCUGCAGAUGAGCUAUUUCUCGAGCGUUUGAAAACAAUGUGCGCCGUGAGGGUCAGCUCCCAAUUUGCCUCGUUCACUUUUGCCGAGUUUCAGCAAUUGGCACCGGCUCUCAAAAACGACGCUUACGACCUCAUACGAGUUUCGUGGGACAAUCGUUGCGACAAGCUCGAACAGCACGUUAGUAAAAUGAUUGCAUACAACUUGAAGUACAUAUAUGAAGAUGGAGCCGAAAGAAGCAAAUUGGUGCUGUUGAUUGCCGACUCGGCAGCUCGGAUCCAGGAGCGUCAGGACACGGACACGAUUGAACUAGUUGAUGACAUUAGAUACUACUUGACGAAAAAGUAUGCCAUCCACGAGGACGGUGAGAGUUUUGACCCUUUAAAUUUUGGCCAAACCACCAGGUCUGAAGACAUCAAGUUGUAUCAAAACGCAGUCUUGAUGUACGAGCAGGACAUUGCAAUUGUUGACAGUAUGCUAGAGCUGUUGAACUUGGAUGCUUAG